This is a messenger RNA of Panicum virgatum (switchgrass), 1642 nucleotides long. RefSeq names its product lanC-like protein GCL2. Lineage: Eukaryota; Viridiplantae; Streptophyta; Magnoliopsida; Poales; Poaceae. The transcript has 6 exons. Bases 114 to 1361 code for a protein of 415 amino acids. Gene Ontology annotation, biological process: peptide modification; carbohydrate metabolic process. The record is from RefSeq and is a predicted model, not a curated record. Gene Ontology annotation, cellular component: plasma membrane.
CCGCCGACAUUCUGGGCCCACGUGGCAGCGAGCGGGCCGGCUGUCCGGCAGAAUCAAAGCUCACCUCGCCGCCGCCGUGCUCGCCGGAUUCCAAUUUCCAGCCGGAAGCCGCUAUGGCCGACCGCUUCUUCCCCAACGACAUGCCCGGGUACGUCGAGGAAGAAGCCGCGCCCGCUCCGGCCGCCGAACUCUCAUCCUCGUCCUCGCUCCACACACUCCUAUCCCUCCCCUACCCCGUCCUCGCCGCCCGCUUCCUCCACGCCGCGCUCCAACUCAAGCAGAAGGCAACAUAUUACGUUGUGCACGAGAGUUGGGAGAUGCGGCAGCGAGCGGCGGGGGACUUCACGCUCUACACCGGCGCGCUUGGCACUGCGCUCCUGCUCUUCAGGGCCUAUUCGGUCACCGGAGACCGCGCCGACCUCGCCACCUGCGCCGAGAUCGUGGCCGCUUGCGACGCGGCGUCUGCACCUGCGGGCGAGGAGUUCGUGACGUUCAUAUGCGGACGGGCUGGGAUCUGUGCGCUCGGUGCGGUGGUGGCGAAGCACGCCGGAGACGUGGCCACCGUCGCGCGUUACCUGAACUCGUUUAAGCAGAUCAAAAUUUCUAGUAAAUUCCCUGAUGAGCUCUUAUAUGGAAAAACUGGAUAUUUGUGGGCCUGCUCCUUCCUAAACAAACACCUUGGUGAAAACACGAUACAGCCAACCACCACAGACAUGGUUGUGAGAGAGAUUAUCAAAGAUGGUAGAAGGUUGUCUACAAAAAGCUGCCCAUUGAUGUAUGAAUGGUAUGGUGAAAAAUAUUGGGGUGCUGCUCAUGGUCUUGCAGGGAUUAUGCAUGUUUUGCUAGACAUGGACUUGACAGAAAAUGACAAGGAAUACGUGAAGGGAACUUUGCGAUACAUGAUUCAGAACCGCUUGCCUAGUGGGAAUUACCCUUGCACCGAAGGUGAUAAUUAUGAUUGCCUUGUGCACUGGUGCCAUGGCGCUCCUGGUGUUUCCCUCACCUUAGCAAAGGCUUCUCAGGUGUUCCCAGAAGAGCGAUUUUUGGAGGCAGCGGCAGAUGCAGCUGAGGUCGUUUGGAAUCGGGGGCUUCUCAAAAGAGUUGGGAUAUGUCAUGGAAUAAGUGGGAAUGCCUACACAUUUCUGUCACUUUACCGCCUUACGAAGAAAAAGGAGUACCUCUACCGUGCUAAAGCUUUUGCUUGUUUUCUCCUUGACCGAGCUAUCAAGCUAAUUGCAGAAGGCAUCAUGCACGGUGGUGAUGAGCCAUAUUCGCUAUUUGAAGGACAAGCUGGAAUGGCAUAUCUGUUUCUAGACAUGAUUAACCCCCUUGAAUCUGGGUUUCCAGCUUAUGAACUUUGAACUGCACAUGCUCAGUUAUUCAAUGCCCUAACGCAUCAGUUUACAUGUAUGUCAAAUUAUAUUUGUAGAAACUGCAAACCAAAGGUAUGUUGUUGUUGUAAACUGCAAACCAAAGGGUGAAGUAACCCAAGGUAUGCGUUUGUGGGUAGACCUGUUUGGUGUUUUGCAUCAAAUCCUAAUUCUGUCGUCCUCUUGUGACGGCUCUAUCUGUUGCAUGGAGAAGACUUUUAUUUCUGCUGCAACAAGAACCGGGAUGCCGACAGCUUCACAUUGGUAACUCA